ACGAAAUAUCAACAGAAAUUUUUGGCGCAAAACCCUAAAACCCUAACUUUUUCGCCGGCGAUAAACGGUCAAUUUUGUCCAAUGCGAUUGAAGUAGCUCGUAAACGGAAAGUUGCGAAGUUACUCGACAGAAAUGGACAUUGAUUUCGAAGAAGAGAAGCUCAAAUCUUUGCAGAUAUCAUCUCUCAGUGACGAGGAGGAUGAAGGCGGAGCUCCUAACGACGAGCCAGAGGAUGCAGACAGUGAUGAAAUUGACGAUGAAGAAGAUCAGAUUCCCAUGACUUUAGGGUUUGCGGAGAAGCCCAAAAAUCCGUGGUCAUCGCGCCGCCAAUACUUCCCGAGUAAAGCUGGUGGCGCUCCGGCAUGGUUGGACCCCAUUAAUUUGCCUUCGGGAAGCUCCAGUCUCUGUGAUUUUUGCAGUGAGCCUUUGCAGUUUCUGCUUCAGGUUUACGCACCUUUACCCGAGGAAUCAACUUUUCACCGAACAUUGUUCGUUUUCAUGUGUACGUCGAUGUCCUGUCUGCUUCGUGAUCAGCACGAGCAGUGGAAGAGGUCACCAGAAGUCCAGUCCAGAAGUAUCAAAGUUUUUCGGUGUCAAUUACCACGGGCGAACCCCUUUUACUCCAGUGAGGCGCCUGCUGGAGACGGGAGCCAGCAGCCAUUGACAGCUGGAGCAAUGCUAUGUGAUUGGUGUCGUGCAUGGAAAGGAGACAAAAUUUGUAGUGGCUGUAAAAGAGUGCGCUAUUGUUCUGGGAAACACCAGGCUGCUCAUUGGCGAUCCAGUAGCUCAAGUCAUAAAGUCUUAUGCCAACAGUUGGAGGCAUCUGGCAAGGAGUCUGAAUUAGCUGCAAGCAACUCCCUUUGGCCCGAGUAUGAGAUCACAUGUGAGGAUGAGUGUGACUUUGAUGAGCCAAUGUCCAAUGAUAAUGGAUCUGGUAAUGCAUUGGUUUCUAGAAGCCGAACAGAGGGUUCUGAUGGAAAUCUAAUGAAAUAUUUCCAGGCAUCUGAUGACAAUAGUAGUUGGGCAUCUUUCCAAGAGAGAAUAUCUUCAGCUCCCGAACAAGUCUUGAGAUACUCUAGCUCCUCUCAAGCAAAGCCAUUAUGGCCAGUUUCUAGUGGCCGACCAUCAAAAACCGAUAUCCCUAGGUGUAACCAUUGUGGCAGCACACGUGCUUUUGAAUUUCAGGUCUUACCCCAGAUACUGUAUUUCUUCCAUGUGAAAGACGGCGAAGAUUCUCUCGACUGGGCCACCAUUGCCGUGUACACAUGUGAGGCCUCGUGUGAAGGAGGUGUGAGUUACAAAGAGGAAUUCGCUUGGGUUCAACUUGCUAGUCAGUGUAUAUCACACCAAUAAAUUCCGAGAGAGAGAAUCGUAUCGUUCUGAACAGACAAAAAUAUGGUCAUAAAAUCUUUUGUCUCCACUUCUCACAUGUUGUUUUAGUCUGCAUUGUGCAUUUGAACAUGAAAGAUAGUGACUGGCAUCAUCUUCUGCAUUUUUGUCCUUGUAUAUUUUGUUGUUUGUCGUACUUUGUUUUUGGUUGGUCCCCUUUUUGUGGGUGGGAAGAUGUCGUAUGAGAUUAUUGCAGACUUGAAUUUUGUAUUUUGGUAGUUGGGAAUAUACACAUGAAGUUGCUACUCU
Salvia miltiorrhiza (redroot sage) is the source of this 1638-nucleotide messenger RNA. RefSeq lists its product as uncharacterized. The record is from RefSeq and is a predicted model, not a curated record. NCBI's taxonomy places the organism in Eukaryota, Viridiplantae, Streptophyta, Magnoliopsida, Lamiales, Lamiaceae. Gene Ontology annotation, cellular component: cytoplasm. The coding region runs from base 133 to 1353 and encodes 406 amino acids. The transcript is spliced from 10 exons.